This is a messenger RNA of Elaeis guineensis (African oil palm), 2312 nucleotides long. The record is from RefSeq and is a predicted model, not a curated record. NCBI's taxonomy places the organism in Eukaryota, Viridiplantae, Streptophyta, Magnoliopsida, Arecales, Arecaceae.
AGAAGACAAGCUUAAAAAAAGCUACGUGAGUUUAUACAACUACAAUGUCGUCAAGGAGUCGAUCGGUCGAUUCAUCGGACGGUCUAGCUUGCGCGUUCUGUUUCGUCGUUGCAACUCGCAGGUCUUCGUUCGCGGACGGUAGUUGUAUCUUUGGCGCGAAGGAAGGAUUCCGCUUCCUUGGCGCGAAUCCACCAUUGGAUCGCGCAGUGUCUGCUUGACUACCUGUGGAAGCAAAGAGUUCUGUUUGCUUCCAGAACUGUGCGGGGUGACAUCCAACGGUCGACGUCGGGAAAGAGGAUCGAUCAUUCUUUCGCGCGAAAGAUUUCCACCUCAGACUUUUUUUUUUUUCCUCCGCCUGGAAACUUCGCCACUGUCCUUCUUUCAUCGAUCAACGCUACUCGAAGGGAUUGGCCGAUCAGAUCUCCGCAAUUGGAGAUCCGUUCGCCGUGGAUGACUGAUCGCUUUCGAGCAUCUCUUCUUGUAUUCUCUUAGUUUCUGGCCUUUGAAUCAGGGUUUCGGAGAUGAGUUCUAGGGAUGAGAAAUCGGCGAGCAGUGGAUUCUUCUCCGCGAUCAGGAACUGGGGCAGUGCGGUGCAUAAAUCGGUGAAUGGGUUAUUGGGUUAUGAAGGACUUGAAGUAAUCAAUCCUGAAGGAGGCACAGAAGAUGCAGAGGCUGAAGCUCAAAGAGGAAGAUGGAAGCAGGAGGAUCGAGAUAGCUAUUGGAAGAUGAUGCACAAAUAUGUAGGAUCAGAUGUCACUUCACUGGUGACACUUCCAGUUAUUAUUUUCGAACCAAUGACAAUGCUUCAGAAAAUGGCAGAGUUAAUGGAGUACUGUUACCUAUUAGAUCUGGCAGAUGAAUGCGAGGAUCCGUAUAUGCAGUUGGUGUAUGCAUCUUCAUGGGCAAUAUCUGUCUACUUUGCCUACCAGCGAACUUGGAAGCCUUUCAAUCCCAUCCUAGGAGAGACUUAUGAAAUGGUCAAUCAUGGUGGUAUUACAUUUAUUGCAGAGCAGGUCAGUCACCAUCCUCCAAUGAGUGCAGCCCAUGCUGAGAAUGAACAUUUUAUUUAUGACAUUACUUCUAAAUUGAAAACUAAGUUUUUAGGAAAUUCACUGGAAGUCUAUCCAGUUGGAAGGACAAGGGUGACUCUGAAGAAAGCUGGUGUUGUCCUAGAUUUGGUGCCCCCUCCUACAAAAGUUAAUAAUCUUAUAUUUGGACGUACAUGGGUUGAUUCACCUGGGGAGAUGAUUAUGACAAAUUUGACUACGGGGGAUAAAGUUGUUCUUUAUUUUCAACCUUGUGGCUGGUUUGGGGCUGGCCGAUAUGAAGUGGAUGGAUAUGUGUAUGAUGCAGAAGAAGAACCCAAGGUAUUAAUGACUGGGAAAUGGAGUGAGUCGAUGAGUUGUCAGCCUUGUGAUCAUGAAGGGGAGCCCUUGCCAGGCACUGAAUUGAAAGAGGUCUGGAGAGUUGCUGCGACACCAGAGAAUGAUAAAUAUCAGUACACAUAUUUUGCUCACAAAAUAAACAGCUUCAACACAGCACCCAAAAAGUUAUUGGCAUCAGACUCGCGGUUGCGGCCUGAUAGAUAUGCGCUUGAGAAAGGUGACAUGUCUAAAGCUGGUGCAGAAAAGAGCAGCUAUGGUUCUUGGCAUGGUUGAUCCCUUGUUCUAUGAAAAAAGAGUCUGGAGGAGCGGCAGAGAGCAGAAAAAAGACAUCGAGAGGCCAAGGGGCACCAAUUUACUGCAAGAUGGUUCAACAUGACGGGUGACAUCACUCCCACUCCUUGGGGUGACCUGGAGGUGUACGAGUACAAUGGUAAAUAUACAGAGCACAGGCUUAAAAUCGACGGUUCAGAUUCCAUUGAGAAAGUUGACAUCACUUCCACCGAGUUCAACCCGUGGCAGUAUGGUUAAAGUCUGCCGAAUGAGGUACCUGGCUUGCACGUAAGCCCUCCUCUAUAUGGUCCCGUAGUUUUAAAUUUGUGUGGGGCAGUGUCUUGUUCUUGGUUUCAUGUGUCUGUAGUGCAGUCAAUAACUGUUUGCUUAAGAGGUUGUUUAGAUGGCAUCAUUCCAAAUAUUUGUGUUUGUUUUUCCCAGCCUUUGUAGCAGCAAUUCGAGAAUUUUGCCUUCCAAUUCCUUUUAUUUUGUUGGCGUUAUAGUUCACCACUUAAAAAAAGAAAAUCUGUUCACGCCAUGUGAACUAAUGGCGAACUCACUGUCUGAGUAAAACAUAGGAUGGUGGGUUGGAGGCAGGGUAUUGUAGUUCAGUAGAUGUGAUAAUUGAGUUCUCACAUUGAUGUUUUGUUUGUUUUA